Melanotaenia boesemani (Boeseman's rainbowfish) is the source of this 1906-nucleotide messenger RNA. It is a transcript of the gene napba, whose product is annotated as N-ethylmaleimide-sensitive factor attachment protein, beta a. Bases 120 to 1007 code for a protein of 295 amino acids. Lineage: Eukaryota; Metazoa; Chordata; Actinopteri; Atheriniformes; Melanotaeniidae. Gene Ontology annotation, cellular component: vacuolar membrane; terminal bouton; synaptobrevin 2-SNAP-25-syntaxin-1a complex. The transcript has 10 exons. Gene Ontology annotation, molecular function: syntaxin binding; soluble NSF attachment protein activity. The record is from RefSeq and is a predicted model, not a curated record. Gene Ontology annotation, biological process: intracellular protein transport; SNARE complex disassembly; synaptic transmission, glutamatergic.
AACAUUUUCCUCUCAGCAUCAGCACCAGAGACGUCUUCCUCCGCUCCUCUUCUCCGUCCACUGCGGAACCUCGGCCCGUUUUCCUCCCGUCUCUCCGCCAGCGGCAGACCCAGCCCGCCAUGGACAACUCCGGCAAGGAGAAGGAGGCCAUGCAGCUGAUGGCUGAAGCCGAUAAAAAGGUCAAAGCGUCCGGAUCCUUCCUCGGAGGAAUGUUCGGUGGGAACCAUAAGGUUGAAGAUGCCUGCGAAAUGUACGCCAGAGCAGCCAACAUGUUUAAGAUGGCAAAGAACUGGAGCGCUGCUGGGAAUGCGUUCUGUCAGGCCGCUCGGCUCCACAUGCAGCUUCAGAACAAACUGGACUCUGCAACCAGCUUCGUCGAUGCCGGAAAUGCCUACAAGAAGGCCGACCCACAGGAGGCCAUCAACUGUCUAAACCAGGCCAUUGACAUCUACACUGACAUGGGUCGGUUUACCAUCGCAGCCAAACAUCACAUCACUAUAGCAGAGAUUUAUGAGUCUGAACUGGUGGACAUUGAGAAGGCCAUUGCACACUAUGAGCAGGCAGCAGAUUACUACAAAGGAGAAGAAUCUAACAGCUCAGCCAACAAAUGUCUCCUGAAGGUCGGACACUACAGCGCCCAGCUGGAGCAGUACCAGAAAGCCAUCGAAAUCUACGAACAGGUUGCAAUGAGCACAAUGGACAAUCCUCUGUUGAAGUACAACGCUAAAGAGUAUUUCUUUAAGGCGUCACUGUGCCACUUCAUUGUGGAUGAACUCAAUGCCAAGUUGGCCAUCGAGAAGUAUGAGGAGAUGUUUCCAGCCUUUUCAGACUCAAGAGAGCUUAAACUGCUAAAGAAACUCUUGGACGCCCAUGAGGAGCAGAACAGCGAGGCAUUCACGGAGGCCGUGAAGGAGUUCGACUCUGUGUCCCGUCUGGACCAGUGGCUGACCACGAUGCUGCUCCGCAUCAAAAAGACCAUCCAAGGAGAUGCUGGGGAUCUGAAGUAGACUAAAUAUAGAAAAGGGGAGACAUGGAGGGAGCUGGGGAGCGAGGGUGACAAAAGAGAGGGGGAAGAAUCGGGGUAGAGGAGGUUUGAAGAAAGGGUGGGUAUGGAAAGAUGAUUUAAGGUUGAAUAAAACUGUAGAUAGCCAGUGUAAGGGAGGGAUGGUGGGACUGAGGGAGUUUACAGUUGUACAUAUCAGUCUGCAUGUGACCCCCAAUCAGCUAAGCAUCACUUUAAACCACUGUUAGAUGACCCUGUGCCCCUUCCUACCGUAUUGCUCCGUAACACUGGACAGAAUUGUAUUUAAAGAGAAAGAAUGAUAGAAAAUGUGUUAGAGAGAUGAAUGUGUGUGAGAGAGUGUGUGUUUGAGUGUGUGUGUCCACUGCAGUAAGAUAAUUAUACUAUUAGAUUGGGAGGUGAGAAAUACACUGAUAUAGUUAUUGUAAAGGAAUAAAAAUGUUAUUUAUGAGAAUAUCCAUAUUUAUUGUCAAUACUGAAAAUAUUUAUUAUUUACUAUGGUGCUCAGUGUUACGGUUUGUCUUAAUAUUUUAGGUAUUAGUCCCCUCUUCUCAUAUUCUCCUUUACUUCCUCCUCCUCUUCGUUCUUCCACCGCCCUUGUCUCGUCCUCUCCUCUCUCCCAACACCCCAUCAGAGUCAGUAAAAUCACCCAUUGUGAUCCGUUGGUUCUUUGUGUUCAGGCCAACGGUGGGGCGGUGCAGUUGGUGACCAAAGCCAACUCCUGCUGCUGCCUUGUUUGUGCAUGUCUGCUGUCAUGUUGAUGUAAGUGUUCUCCGUGUUGUGCUAACGUGUGAAGAACAUACGUGUAGCCUGGUAUCAUUUGUGUGAAAUCAGUAAAUAUGUACCUCAUAUAUCGAGUUGAAAUAAAAACAUCAUCACACCAGG